Micropterus dolomieu (smallmouth bass) is the source of this 821-nucleotide messenger RNA. It is a transcript of the gene aicda, whose product is annotated as activation-induced cytidine deaminase. NCBI's taxonomy places the organism in Eukaryota, Metazoa, Chordata, Actinopteri, Centrarchiformes, Centrarchidae. Gene Ontology annotation, molecular function: zinc ion binding; RNA binding; cytidine deaminase activity. The coding region runs from base 26 to 661 and encodes 211 amino acids. Gene Ontology annotation, biological process: cytidine to uridine editing. Gene Ontology annotation, cellular component: nucleus; cytoplasm. The record is from RefSeq and is a predicted model, not a curated record. The transcript is spliced from 5 exons.
GGCAAAGCAAAGCGCGUCUUUCAAAAUGAUUACAAAGCUAGACAGUGUGCUUUUGCCCCGCAAAAAGUUCAUCUAUCAUUACAAAAACAUGCGCUGGGCAAGGGGCCGGCAUGAGACAUACCUCUGCUUUGUAAUUAAAAGGCGAGUGGGGCCAGAUUCCUUAUCUUUUGACUUUGGACACCUCCGGAAUCGUAAUGGCUGCCAUGUAGAACUGCUGUUCCUGCGCUACCUGGGAGCCUUGUGCCCUGGUUUGUGGGGGUGUGGAGGUACUGGAGAGAGGAGGCUCAGUUACUCCAUCACCUGGUUCUGCUCUUGGUCUCCCUGUGCCAACUGCUCCAUCCGAUUGUGCCAGUUCCUCAGCCAGACCCCCAACCUUCGCCUCAGGAUCUUUGUAUCUCGCCUGUACUUCUGUGACAUGGAGGACAGUCGUGAAAGAGAGGGCCUAAGAAUGCUGAAACAAGCUGGCGUGCAGAUCACAGUCAUGAGUUACAAAGACUUCUUCUACUGCUGGCAGACCUUUGUGGCUCGUAAGCAGAGCAAAUUCAAGGCCUGGGAUGAGCUGCACCGAAACUCUGUUCGCCUCGCCAGAAAACUCAACCGCAUCCUCCAGCCCUGUGAAACAGAAGAUUUAAGAGAUGCCUUCAAGCUUCUUGGACUGUGAAACAGACCUUACUCUGGUGUUACCAUUAAGUCUAUAGAGAAAAAGACAUGUUUGUGUUUGUCCAUCACUACAACUGCUAAACUGAGAAUGAGAAAAACUGAGAAAAAUAGCUUUUAAAUUGUGGCAAGGCUUGAAACGUUACGUAGCUGCUGCUUGCUGA